Messenger RNA from Trachymyrmex septentrionalis, 6204 nucleotides. It is a transcript of the gene shtd, whose product is annotated as anaphase-promoting complex subunit 1. The record is from RefSeq and is a predicted model, not a curated record. Gene Ontology annotation, molecular function: molecular adaptor activity. Gene Ontology annotation, biological process: metaphase/anaphase transition of mitotic cell cycle; protein K11-linked ubiquitination; anaphase-promoting complex-dependent catabolic process. The transcript has 23 exons. Gene Ontology annotation, cellular component: anaphase-promoting complex. NCBI's taxonomy places the organism in Eukaryota, Metazoa, Arthropoda, Insecta, Hymenoptera, Formicidae. The coding region runs from base 216 to 6131 and encodes 1971 amino acids.
GCAUGCUGACACGGAUACCCGAAGCGGUAUUGUUUAAAGAUGGUGUGGUUCACGUUUGUGUAUGAUUUUUUCAGUGUUUUUCGAGUAUUUUCGUUACGUUUCCUUCUAUCGUUCGUACGCGACGCUAUAUAGGAAGAGACCAAAGUUUAGUGGGUAUUGUUCCCUCGCGAUAUCUGUAAACACAGCCAGCAAAUCUGGAUGAGACCAGGGAGAGGAUGAUCGCCGCCUCAGAACCGGUGGAAUAUAAGCCAGGUGGUCGGGAGAUAAUCUUAAAGCAUCCUGGAUCCCUGAUCAGUCAGCAGUCUAAUACUCGAACGGUUGGUGGAGAAAAUGUUCUAUUAAAAAGAUUUAGCGAAGUAAAUAUAUCAGAAAAGUCUCCUAAAGAGACAUGGUUGGUACGCAGUAAUAAAAUAUGCGGGGAAGAAGAAUUAUAUUAUUCGGGCAAAGUAGCAGUUCAUUGUAAAGGCAAUCAAACUACUCGAGUGCUCAAAGCAACCUAUACAUGUGAAACUGAUAUUAAGCAUGCACUUUGGUGUACCUUUCACACUAGUACCCCAGAUCACUUGACCAAAAGUAAAGAAUCUGAAGCUAAUGAUUCGAUUGAUAAAUCUAUAGAAUGUAUUUGCUUGCUUGACUCCUAUACUCUCAAGGUUUUUACAGAAAAUGGCGAAGAUUACGUUUCUGCUUUACAAUUUCAGGUCUCAGCCGUAUGGCCGACAAAAUAUGGGAUUAUACUUGAAAAAUCUCAAGUGCCAAUUAUGGAUUCGAGAUAUGUAUCAUUUGAAAGCAGCAGAUUACCAACACAACAUGAUAAUAAUUUACCAGUGGCCUUUUCAUUAAUGCAUCCGUUAGAUGAAAUUUGUCCUCUACUUAUUAAACAUGGGUCUGUGUCGUACAUGAACGAUUCAAAUCAGCAGAUUAUAUUUACUAACUCAGAGCCAUCCUUUGCUAUGAUAUACGAUACAAAGACAGGUUUACAUUCGGUUUACAAAAUUCGCAAAGCGUCAGCCGAAGAAUGCCAAAUAGUUUGUGGAAGUAACGACACGAUGAGUUUAUUCAAUCAUUCAAUGAUGUCACCAUUAAAUGUUGGCAGCAAUUUAUCUGCUAAUAAAAGUUUCACCAAUAAGGGUCCUCUAAGUCCCUUUCUUUUUGGCGUGUCAAGUUUACAAAUAAAUAACUCUGGUUUAGGAUUGCCUAAUACUCCAUUUGGAUCGCGUACUACCUCUUAUAGUACUAAUUCAGGUGGACCGUCACCUCAACAACAGCAUUCACGUUCACAAAGCUCGAUGGCUACCAUUUCUCGUUGUCAAUCACCUACGCAAUCGGUAGCUAUGUCCCCUCUGCUUGGACCACCUGUAAACUCAAAUAUUUACCAUAGCAGAUUACAUCAAACUGUCAUGAUAACUGGCUCAAAUCAAACAUAUAGUCCAGCUCCCAGUUACAAUAGCAUCCGAUUAAAAGAUAUUCCAACUGCAAGCAAACCUUUGUAUCCUGAGAUCUGUCUUGAACAUGUAUGGACAGAGAAUGUUGGUGUAUCCAAAGAUACUUGUGGUCGUGCAUCUAAGGUGUUUUUAACAUCGGAUCUUGUUGGACAGAAUUACUUGGGCUAUUUAAUUCCGAAUCGUUCGCAACUGUCUUUAAUGAGAUUAGAAAAGACUAACAAACAACAACAGAUUAUUUUCGGAAUGGUAACGAACAUCGUGGCUAAAGAUGCUAUUAAUUUAUCGAAUUUGCACAUGAUAGCAAUUGUAGAUAUGUCAAACGGUAUAACGUUAUAUACAGGAGUUACAUGCGUGGGUAAAUUGCAUAUAUCCGGCAUGCUUUCAAAUUUUACGGGCAGUAAUUAUUUUUUAUCAAAUAGUAAUCCUAAGCUCGGAUCUCCAUUUCCGAGACGGAGUUCUUUGAUUUCUCAGAGUUGUACAGCCUCGCACGAAAUUAAAUUUGAAGAAGCUUUACACUUAUUGAGUCCUGUAGGUGGUAAUUGUGCUCGUCCGCCAAUACUUUUGGAAAAUUCAUUACUAGACACGAGUUUUCUCGCUUUGAAAGAAACUGUAGGUAAUGAGAUAACCGUAGAGUGCGGAAACAAGCAAUAUUUUCGUGUAGCAAUACCUGUUGCCAGUACAUCGCCUUUAGUUACUAAAUGUUUACAUAUACUACGAAAUGUUCUCCAAAGAGAUUUAGCGAUGCAAUUGUUGGUUAAAUGGUAUGGUGCUAGAAAUGCCCCAGGCCCACAAGACUUUUCACCGGCGCAAGAGUGGGAUCUCUUUCUUAUAGUUCUGUUUACAUUAUUGGGAUAUGAUGUGGAAAAACUGGAUGUGAUACGAAAUAACGAAAAAGAUCAAUGUACAGAAUUACCCAGUUUACAGAUGAUGUUACCCAAAAAGCAGAAAACUAGCAAUUGUGGAUCGACUGGUGAUUGGGUGUAUAUGUUAAAUGCAAACGAAUAUGAAAAUUCUCGAACUUUUAUGUCGAAUGUAUUAAAGGGUCAGAUAGUACCCUGUUUUAUUACGUCUCUUAAUGCUAUAGAAUCAAGUAACGUUGGCAAAAUAAAUGUACAAGCUAUCUUAUUUCCACAUUUUCCACUUAUUUUAUUUUCUCUUCAUUUAUUAUACGAAGAAUUAAAAUUAAACAGCAUUAUAUCGGAAAAUUUGCCAUUGCUUGGACAGCUAUUGUAUCAAUUAAGCAUAGAUUUGAAAUUUGAAAUGUAUGCUCAUCAUUACUAUCUUGAUUCACCUUCGUUGGCUUCUCUAAAAAACAUGAAAUCUCAAAUUAAUGACUCAGAUUUACAGAAAAUAACAAUUCCAAGUUACAUACCUCGAAAACCACCAAAUAUAUUUGAAACGUUAAACAGUAUGUUAAGUGGAAUGGACAUGAUUGCAUUUCCGUAUUUAAGUUACGUUAAUCCAAGAACAAGAAAUAUAAUAUAUCUAACAGCUCUUAUAGCAAAUGAAAAUCGUAUUGAUAUAUUAGAAAUGGAGAAAUAUAUCAAAAUAAUUGUACCUGCUGGAAAUCGUAUCGAUUUUCAAGAAAUCGGAAGCAAAUUUGACAAAGAGAUACUGAAGAAAUUGGAGAAACCAACAACGGACAGAAUAAUAUUAUUAUAUCACGAAAUGGAUAUGAGAAAAGAAGAUCUCGAAACAUUGCCACCUGCGGUAUCUUUGAUGAUAAAAGAUGUUAUGCAUAGAUGUAGAGAAAGUCCACCGUCGAAUUGGCCUAUGCACGCAUACGAACUCAUAGAUCGCCAAGAUCUAGCCGUGUUAGAUAAACAUUUAAAACCAUCUUCGAGAUUGCAGUAUGUUGAUAGUGAACCGAGAGAUUACGGAAUAAAGGAUGAACAAGAUGAUGGCAUGGAAUUUGAUGAUAUGAUAUUGAAACUACGAUUUAGUAAAGAUCAUAGAAUUGCUGAGGUACGAAGGUUACUUAAUUCCUCGAAACCAAUGAGGAUAGCAAUAGUUCAAAGAUCAAAUGUAAGCGAUCACGAAUUCAUAGAAGAGCAGGAAAGACACUUGCUCACAUUAUGCACGAGAACAAUGGCAUUACCUGUAGCUAGAGGCAUGUUUACAUUGAGAACUUCCACCCCGAUGAUAACAGAACAAUUACCUAUUCCACGAUUAUGUUUAACCGGCAAGGCACCACCCCGUGGAACUACUGUCGAGUUAACUCACAUAGAUGUUCCUCCAAAUAUGAACCUGUGGCCGCUUUUUCAUAAUGGAGUAGCUGCAGGCCUAUGCAUUCAUCCGGAUGCUGCGAAUAUCGACUCGACAUGGAUAGUGUAUAAUAAACAGCAACAGGGUGAAUACGGUGUAGAACAUUCGGGAUUUUUGAUGGCUCUUGGUUUAAACGGACAUCUGAAAAACUUAGCUCCCUUAAGUACAUAUGAAUAUCUAGCCGAUUGUCAUGAAGCUACUAGUGUUGGACUUUUACUGGGCUUAUCGGCAACACAUCGUGGCACGAUGAAUGUAUCUAUGACUAAAUUGUUAUCAUUGCACGUGGAAACACUUUUACCACCGACGAGUAUCGAAUUAAAUGUACAACAAAAUGUCCAAGUAGCGGCGUUAAUGGGAGUUGGCCUUGUGUAUCAAGGAACUGCACAUAGACAUAUCUCGCAUGCUUUAUUAUCUGAAAUUGGUAGGCCGCCAGGACCUGAAAUGAAGAAUUGUGUAGAUCGCGAAUCGUAUUCCUUGGCAGCAGGAUUAGCAUUAGGUCUAGUCAUACUUGGCUCUGGUGGUGGAACGGAUGUACCUGCGAGUAUACCUGACACUUUACAUUAUUAUAUGGUUGGUGGACACAUAAGACCAUUUUCUGGGGCACAAAAAGAUAAAUACAAGUCUCCUAGUUAUCAGAUACGUGAAGGUGAUUCGAUAAAUAUCGACGUAACAAGCCCGGGAGCAACGAUAGCUUUAGGAUUAAUGUAUUUCAAUACCAGAAAUCGUGCGGUAGCAGAAUGGAUGCAACCACCUGAUACACAAUAUUUAUUGGAAUUUGUAAGGCCAGAUUUUCUGCUAUUAAGAGUGCUCGCCAAGUCAUUGAUUUUGUGGGAUGAUAUCGAGCCAACCAAGACAUGGGUUUCUAGUCAUGUGCCGAAUAUCGUUUAUAAAUAUAGAUUGCAGAAACCUACGCCGGAAGUUACGCAAAAUGUGGAUUUGGAAACUAUCAAUCAGGCCUACUGCAACAUUAUAGCUGGUGCUUGCAUGGCACUAGGAUUGAGGUAUGCAGGCACUGCUAAUAAGAACGCUUUCAAGACUUUGUAUAAUUACGCUCAGAUGUUUACGGCAUUGUCACACAAAACUAUAGCCGAAUUGGCUGGCAAAUCCACCGUUGAAACGUGUCUAAACGUUGUUCUACUUUCAACUGCAGUGGUGAUGGCGGGUACUGGUAAUUUAGAUAUUAUGAGGAUAUGCAGACACAUACGCACUCGCGUAGGACUCACCAGCGGUGUAGUCACAUAUGGAUCUCAUUUGGCAACCCACAUGGCUCUCGGUCUCCUUUUUUUGGGUGGUGGAAGAUAUACACUUUCUAACAGCCCGAAUUCAGUGGCGGCUCUGAUAAUUUCGCUUUUCCCAAAGUUUCCAACCCAUAGCAAUGACAAUAGGUAUCAUUUACAAGCUUUACGUCAUUUAUACGUAUUAGCAGCUGAACCACGUAUUAUCUUACCAAGAGACAUAGAUACUGGUCAGUAUUGUUACGCGACAAUAUAUUUAACGUUCGAAACUGACAAAGAAGCUGAAGGACAAGAGAUCAGUUUACAAGCGCCCUGUUUAUUACCACAGUUAUGUAGCUUGAAGAAGAUAGAAUUAAAAGAUUCGAGAUAUUGGAAAAUUACAUUUUUGAAACAUCACAACUGGCAGCAAUUAGAAAACAUGCUGGAAAGACAUGAUUUCUUAAGCAUCAAGCAGAGAGCUGGUUGUUUAUCGUACUUAGAAGAUCCUCAUGGUUUCAGAAGCUUAGUGGCCCAAACUCUAACGACGGAAAAUGCAAUCGCAUGGGCUGCGCGACCAGAAUAUGUUACAUCAUUUACAAAUGAUAAAACUGUAUUGAAUGUAGUGACGUCUUUUUUGCAAUGGUCAAAAAAAGGAAUGAUUCGUCCAGAAAGUAUUAAGUAUUUGUCGCAAAAUGAUGUACAAUACAAAAUGCCAGAAUUUGAACAGUAUUUCCUUCACAUGUUUGCAAUAAUUGUGUACGAAUGCAUUACAAAAGAUAAAGUAAGUCUUAUACCGUUAUGGUUGCAUAUAAUUAAAAGUAUAAAAAUCAUUGAGGAACAACCAAAUAGCUUUGCGAUAUGGCAAAUAAAGCUUCUUUUGUCACAAAUGUCGAGGAAAAGCAACUUCACGGAUGAUGGAAAUCCAUUACUCAGCAUAGAAAGUAUGCUCGCAAUUAAACAGAAAACGUCGAUUAUUCUGGAUAAAUGGGAGCACGAUAUAAAAUCUGUGUUUAAAGAAUAUCUUACAACUGGAAAAGUACAAUUCUCUGAUACUACAUCUCUAGCUAAAAUGUGUGCAUAUUUUAUAUUCUAUGGUAUACCAUAUCCAAUCGAUAAAUCAAUCUUGAAUUCAAUCACGAUGGCGCAGAGUUCUUCUAGCAUACCGAAUAUUACACUGUAUAAAUUGCACAAAAUUUUACAAACAAGUUGAAGGUGUACCAGUUAUCAUAUGUAUCAAAUUGUCGAUCCUUUCUCCAACAAAAGAAUAAGAAUAUAAGCAUCCA